ACUUCCCCAAAUUCGUCAGCGAUAUAAAAGGACGACGGCCGGAGGAAAAGACAGCGUCAAAGCUUUGGCCUUUUGCUCUCGCGCUCAUCGAAAGUCUCCAUUUUCUUUGGCGAGAGGGAGGGAGGGAGCACCGAGAUUGAAAACCCUAACCCUAGAUUUCGAUCUUGUUAGGGUUUCGAUCUCCCGGAGCCCCCGAUUCCCCUCCAUUUCAGAGAGAUUCCGAUCUCGCCGGGGCUUCGAUGUCCAUUAGAGGGAUGGGGGUCUUCAAUAAGUUGAGGAAUCUCGAUGCGUAUCCAAAGGUCAACGAGGAUUUCUACAGCAGGACGCUCUCGGGGGGUCUUAUUACCAUCUUCUCUUCGAUUGCCAUAGUUUUCUUGUUCGUAUCGGAGAUCGGUCUCUAUCUUCACUCGGGAACUCAGACAAAACUUGUAGUAGAUACUUCUAGAGGAGAGAGAUUACGUGUCAACUUUGACGUCACCUUCCCAUCUGUUCCUUGUUCGCUUAUAGCUGUUGAUACCAUGGAUAUCAGUGGUGAACAACACAUUGAUAUAAGACACGACAUAAUAAAAAAUAGAAUAGACCAUCUUGGUAAUGUUAUCGCGACAAGACAGGAUGGUGUUGGUGCACCCAAGAUUGAAAAACCUUUGCAGAGGCAUGGUGGAAGACUUGAUCAUAAUGAGACCUACUGCGGUUCUUGUUAUGGUGCUGAAGUGUCAGAUGAUGACUGCUGUAACUCAUGCGAAGAAGUUCGUGAAGCAUACCGAAAGAAAGGAUGGGGUCUGUCAAAUCCUGAACUAAUUGACCAGUGUUCUAGGGAGGGCUACAUCAAUCAGAUUAAAGAGGAGGAAGGUGAAGGUUGCAACAUUAACGGGUUUGUGGAUGUCAAUAAAGUAGCUGGGAAUUUUCACUUUGCGGCUGGAAAAUCUUUGCACCACUCGCAAAACUUUCUGUCAAGUUUAUUGGAUCUUCAACUGGGAAAUUAUAACAUAAGCCACAAAAUAAACAGACUAACGUUUGGAGAAGAUUUCCCUGGUGUAGUCAACCCACUUGAUGGUGCACAAUGGAUGCAUCACACGUCAUCUGGGAUCUAUCAGUAUUUUAUCAAAGUGGUCCCAACAAUCUACACAGAUUUAACAGGACACAAAAUUCACUCCAAUCAGUUUUCGGUGACUGAGCACUUCAGUGAUGAGCAUGUUUAUCCUAAUCCCCCUCCUGGGGUAUACUUUGUCUAUGACUUUUCUCCAAUCAAGGUGAUCUAUACCGAAGGAAGCACACCGUUCCUGCACUUCCUGACAAACAUAUGCGCUAUAAUCGGAGGUGUUUUCACCGUUGCUGGGAUCAUCGAUUCCUUCAUCUAUCACGGCCAACGGGCAAUUAAGAAGAAGAUGGAUCUUGGGAAGUACAGAUAAUUUAACGAUGUCCGAUUUUUUUCAAUUGCUUUUAUGAGGAUGAACUGUCUGUUUCGCGAAGAACAAUUCGAGGAAACAGAAGGCGAUGAUGGCGGGUGAACUAUCGAGAUUGACUGAUGAACUCUGAUCACCCAAUUUUGUACCUUAUAUAUAACUUUAUUUUAUUGUAACAUUAUUUCAUUAUUGAAGCAUCACUUGCAUAUUUGGUCAUCAUCAAAUCGUUGUUCAACGUACUCAGUUUCA
Asparagus officinalis (garden asparagus) is the source of this 1652-nucleotide messenger RNA. Its product is annotated as endoplasmic reticulum-Golgi intermediate compartment protein 3-like. NCBI's taxonomy places the organism in Eukaryota, Viridiplantae, Streptophyta, Magnoliopsida, Asparagales, Asparagaceae. The record is from RefSeq and is a predicted model, not a curated record. The coding region runs from base 240 to 1409 and encodes 389 amino acids. The transcript is spliced from 13 exons. Gene Ontology annotation, cellular component: COPII-coated ER to Golgi transport vesicle; endoplasmic reticulum.